CCAAGAUGGCGGCGCCCAGGUAACGUCCACGUGGGUGUUCCGGGAAGGGAAGUGCCUGACGGAGGCGGUGUCGAAGCCAUGGCCGGUCGCAAUAACAACAGGCUGCCCACCAAUCUGCCGCAGCUGCAGAACCUGAUCAAGCGAGACCCGCCUGCUUACAUCGAGGAGUUUCUUCAGCAGUAUCGCCAUUACCAGUCCAAUGUGGAGAUAUUUAAACUGCAACCUAAUAAGCCCAGUAAAGAUCUGGCUGAUUUGGUGAUGUUCAUGGCUCAGGUUGGUCAUUGCUACCGUGAACACCUCUCAGACUUUCCACAGCAGCUGAAAGAUCUACUCGCCUACCAUCACACUACUUUGGACGCCGAUCUUCGGAUGACUUUCUGCAAAGCCCUGAUCCUCUUGCGAAACAAAAACCUGAUCAACCCCACGAGCCUGCUGGAACUUUUCUUUGAGCUCCUCCGUUGCCAUGAUAAACUUUUACGAAAAACGCUGUACAGUCACAUCGUGACUGACAUCAAGAACAUCAAUGCGAAACACAAGAAUAACAAAAUGAACACCACGCUCCAGAGUUUUAUGUACACGAUGCUACAAGACAGCAACCCAACGGCAGCCAAGAUUUCUCUGGAUGUGAUGAUAGAACUGUACAGGAGGAACAUCUGGAAUGAUGCCAAAACAGUGAAUGUCAUCACCACAGCCUGCUUUUCCAAAGUCACCAAGAUAUUAGUUGCAGGCUUGAAAUUUUUCCUCGGUAAAGAUGAAGAUGAAAAGCAAGACAGUGAUUCGGAAUCGGAGGACGAUGGCCCCUCAGCGAGAGACUUGGUGGUGCGAUACUCCACAGGAAGGAAGACCACCAAGAACAAGAAGAAGUUGGAGAAAGCCAUGCGAGUCUUAAAGAAACACAAGAAGAAGAGGAAGCCAGAAGUGUUCAACUUCUCAGCUAUUCAUUUAAUCCACGACCCGCAAGACUUUGCAGAGAAAUUGCUGAAACAACUGGAGGCCUCCAAGGAAAGGUUUGAAGUGAAGAUGAUGAUGAUGGAACUAAUUUCUAGACUCGUCGGGAUCCAUGAGCUUUUCCUUUUCAACUUCUACCCCUUUGUACAAAGAUUCCUACAACCGCAUCAGAGAGAAGUUACCAAGAUUCUGUUGUUUGCCGCACAAGCUUCCCACCAACUUGUACCCCCAGAGAUUGUCCAGUCGGUGUUGAUGACAAUCGCCAACAAUUUUGUCACGGACAAAAAUUCUGGAGAAGUGAUGACCGUUGGGAUUAAUGCUAUCAAAGAAGUGUCAGCUAGAUGCCCGCUCGCCAUGACAGAAGAUUUGCUGCAAGACUUGGCCCAGUACAGAUCUCAUAAGGAUAAAAACGUCAUGAUGUCGGCAAGGACGUUGAUUCAGUUGUUCCGGUCACUGAAUCCACAGAUGUUGCAAAAAAAAUUUAGGGGUAAACCAACAGAAGCCACCCAGGAAGCCAAAAUUCACGAAUAUGGGGAAUUGAAUGCCAAAGACUACAUUCCAGGAGCUGAAGUCUUAGACCUUGAGACCAAGGAUGAAGAUGAACGUGAAGAAGAUGGCUGGGAGAGCGCCAGUCUGAGUGAAGAGGACGAAGAUGGACAAUGGAUUGAUGUCCACCAUUCCUCAGAUGAAGAGCAGCAAGAACUGGCUGAGAAAGUCAAAAGCAUGCCCAUGGAGCAGAGGAAGGCUAAAGCGGCGGCCGUCAGCACCAGCAGACUUCUCACCCAAGAAGAAUUCCAGAAAAUACGCCUGGCCCAGCUAAGCAAAGAACUCAACUCUGCCCCAGGCAAAGCUGCAAAGAGGAAAAAUGUUGAUGUAGACAGUGAAGAGGAAGCAAGGGGAGAGCUGCUUUCCCUCAGGGACAUCGAGCAUUUACACAAGAAGCCCAAGUCAGACAAAGAGACGAGAUUGGCCACGGCGAAGGCUGGCAAGACAGACCGAAAAGAAUUUGUGAAAAAGAAAACAAAGCUGAAUCCCUUUGCCAGUUCUACUAACAAAGAGAAGAAGAAGCAGAAGAACUUUAUGAUGAUGCGAUACAGCCACAACGUCCGGUCCAAAAACAAGCGUUCGUUCAGGGAGAAGCAGUUGGCCUUGCGGGACGCACUCCUGAAACAGAGGAAAAGGCUAGUCAAGUAACUGUGGACACAGCCAGAGACAAAGACCAUAUUUUGUGUCAUUUAUCAGCUUGGAUUUCUGAUGCUUCCUCCUGUUCUUGAAUUACCUAAGCUGCCAGUGAGUUUACAAGCAUGAACAUUACACCUGGCUUGUUGAAGACAGUGACUCCUCCUGCUCACCACAUAUGAGUAAAAAUCACUCAGUGACUAUUUAAAGAGUUUACAAGCUGGAAAUAUACCUUGAGGAAUGGACUUGCCUUUUAAUUAAAUGCAAUUUAUUUGAGUGCAUUUCCAGCUUGCUGAUAGGUUAGGACUCUAAUUACCUUCAUAAAAGAGCUGUGACUUCAGCGGCAAAGAUCCUUCCUGAGUAAACCACGUGGACUGCAACGGCUUUCUAAGUAAAUCAGUAUGAGAAGAUUAUAUAUCUCUGUAAAUGUUCUACCUGAAUGUGAGAAGAAACGCAGUACUCUGGUAUUGUUAUAAAAUACAUUUUAAAUACUUUA
Molecule: messenger RNA, 2623 nt
Organism: Sphaerodactylus townsendi
Lineage: Eukaryota; Metazoa; Chordata; Lepidosauria; Squamata; Sphaerodactylidae
Gene: SDAD1
Product: SDA1 domain containing 1
Exons: 22
Coding region: 79-2142 (687 amino acids)
Biological process (GO): ribosomal large subunit biogenesis; ribosomal large subunit export from nucleus
Cellular component (GO): nucleolus
Source: RefSeq, a predicted model, not a curated record